Molecule: messenger RNA, 5250 nt
Organism: Poeciliopsis prolifica (blackstripe livebearer)
Lineage: Eukaryota; Metazoa; Chordata; Actinopteri; Cyprinodontiformes; Poeciliidae
Product: pleckstrin homology domain-containing family A member 7-like
Exons: 28
Coding region: 726-4736 (1336 amino acids)
Molecular function (GO): protein binding
Source: RefSeq, a predicted model, not a curated record
AGUCGAUCAGUUGCGUGCGCCGCUGCCGCUUCAUGAGGCUGGAGAGCCGGCGAGGAUCCUGUAAUUUGGAGAAUAAACACUCGUGACAGCAGGCAGCUGUCUCAGAUGGAAGAGCGGCGGGACGCUGUGGCUCUGGAUUUUUACCCACUCAUGUAUAGUGACACCUGGGAAGUUUAGAGAGGUAAUACCUCUGGCACAAACUGCUUCUAAUUGGUGUUGGAGACUAUUAAGACAACUCUGAUUUGCCUUGAAGUCUGUCGGACAGAGAGCUACACCUGUGAGACUGAAAACACCUGGUUGCUUGUUUUGAAUCACUGAGACAUAUGGCGAUGACACAUGCUUCAUCGCAUGGUCUGAGAGGCGUCCGCUAUCCUGACUGCACCUGAAAGGAAGGGGAAAAUAACUGGCUUGAGGCAGGACAAGGGGAGUAACCUGUGAUUUCACACUCCACCUUACUCUGCUGAGCAAGACGAGCCGUUUCCAGGUGUUGAGACCUGACUCACGUCAUCUCAUCCCUUGGAUCAUCACUCUCUUGCCUCAUCGCGUCAGCUGUUCCAACCCUCUCACUCUUUUCCAAUGGAGCCGCUCGAAACGCGCAACAAGCGGCGCCAAUUUAUGUGCCUCCGAGCCGCCUGAGUCGGAUUCCACUCGCCGGCACUAGAAACAGAGAGCGGUGAGAAACGUCCUGAGCGCUUGGAAGCUGUGGUUGAACCAAGAGAAGCAUAAUGUGGAAUCAAUCCAGCUACUGUAACCACAUACCUCAUCCUGGAUACCCCUUUUACCAUGCUCCAUGCAGUCAUAACCAAAGGAGCACGUCGUUCUGUCAUCCUGUAACCGGACAGAUUUCCUCAGAGAACGUGGACUUCCUCCUGCAGGAACAGUCGCAGGGUCCUCGCAUGAUGUCCAGAUUCACGGCAGAGCAGCUGUCCAGCACCACUGUGAGUGAGGCCUCCACCGCCAUCACGUCCUCCACCGUGGACUCCGCCUCUGCCUCCAAGGCCUCUAGAUCCAGUGGGAAGAUUCACAGCUUUGGGAAAAGAGAACAAUCCAUCAAGAGGAAUCCCAACGUCCCAGUGGUGGUCCGAGGAUGGCUAUACAAACAGGACAGCUCUGGGAUGCGCCUUUGGAAGAGGAAGUGGUUUGUCUUGUCUGAUUUCUGCCUUUUCUACUACAAAGACAGCAGAGAGGAGGCGGUCUUGGGCAGUAUUCCUCUGCCCAGCUAUGUCAUUUCACCCGUUGGCCCCGAAGAUCACAUCAGCCGCAAAUAUGCCUUCAAGGCUAGCCACACCGGUAUGCGUUCAUACAUUUACAAGCAGAGCUCUGUGAUUGGCUCGCAGGCAGAGCACACUGGCAUGCGGACGUAUUACUUCAGUGCCGACACCCAGGAGGACAUGAGCACCUGGCUGAAAGCCAUGAACCAGGCUGCGCUGAUGCAGAACCACCCCGAUAGGCUCAGACCCGUUGACAAAGUCACCGCGUUGUUGCAACAAGCUGUCCCGCAGACAAACCACGUGAAUCACCAGAAGACCAUGAAGACCAGGGACUCUGAGACCACAAAAGCAAUUGUCCACGAAGUUCUGCUGGAGCCCAUCCACCGAAACGCAGAGGAGCUCUACAGCUUUCACCAGGAGGCCGGCAGCGUCACCCUGGAGCGCCAUGGGGGGACCGCCUGUUUGGAGACGGACAAACAGAGCCCCCUUCCAUCCAGACCGCCAGCCGCCUCUGCCCUCCCGCUGUCGGACCGCGUGUCCGCGUCUGCUCCCGUGUCCAGAGUGACGUCCCGCGCUCCGUCACGAGCCGCCUCGACGUUGCCUUCCAGCCUUUGCACGAGGAACGGCCUGGUGUCCACGCCCAGCCCCAUCCUGGAGCCCAACGGCAUCGCAGCGGGGACGUACCAGAGGGCGCCGGAGCCAGCAGCCUCCGACACGUUCAAGCAUCUGCAGAGAAGAAACACUCUGGAGCAGGUGGAGCAGUGGGUCAAAGUUCAGAAGGCUGAGCAAAGGGGCCCUCCCUCCAGAGAAAACACCCUUCCCCGUCGGACGCCGCCCACUCAGCACAAGUACACCUCCAUGGAUGCCUUUCAGACUUUGCCAAAAACUCCACGCCACAGCCCCCCGUCGGGUCGACUCGGCGAGUACAAGUACGCCCAGGACCGGCUGAGCCACUUCCGCCUCACCCCAGACCAGGGGCGCUCGGGGUCCAACACCGUGCUGCAGCUGUACGAGUGGCAGCAGCGCCAGCAGUUCCGUCACGGCAGCCCCACGGCGCCCAUCUACACCCCGGCCCCGGAUUACCCGUUCGGGCCCCGGCCCCCAUCCACCGUGCCGCCCUCCUCCUCGUUGCGCAGGUCGGAGGGUUCUCCUCGCUGCGUGUCGGUGCCGCCGUCUGCGGCAGACAUCCCACCACCGGGGCCUCCGGCCGGCACCAGCAGGACGCUGUCGCCCAACCGAAGGCCGCACACUCCCGCCGAACGGGUGACCGUAAAGCCUGCUGGGGAUGGGCCUUUGCUGAACGUCCCCUUCACCGUGUCCCCCCGAAGGAGCAAGUCUCAGAUGCUGAAGGCUGCUACUAUUGAAAGACGCUCGAUGCCUCAAACUGGCUACAUCACUCACACAGUCAGCGCUCCAAGCCUUCACGGCAAGACGCCGGAGGAGCUCACGCUGCUCCUCAUUCAGCUGCGCCGCCACCAGGCCAAGAUGGCCACUGUGCGUCAGCAGACCUUAGCUCACAUCCAGCAGCUAAGCGCUCCCAGAGAGUCCUACCACCAAAACCGCCUCCUGACCGCUGUCGCCGCGAGCGACAGCCCCCUCCUCAGCGCCACUGCGUCUCCCGAGUCGCACCUCGGAGAUGUCGGCCCCUGCAGCGUCCAGGCCGAUGACACGUACAUGCAGCUGAAGAAGGACCUGGAAUAUCUGGACCUAAAGAUCAGAGCUCUAGAGCCGCUGAUCCUCGCAGUUCACAGUUUACUACUGCACUGCACUGCUGGGCCACUCAGGCCUUUAAUGAACGUAGCUGGAAGUCAGGCGCUGAAGGAGGCGGGGAAGCCUGUCAAGGUUGCAGAAAGCGAUGUGGACGUGAAGUUGAGUCGCUUAUGUGAACAGGACAAGAUUCUGAAGGACCUGGAGGCGAGGAUCAGCUCCCUGAAGAACGACAAGGACAAGCUGGAGAGAGUGCUUGACGUGUCUCACCAGCAGAUGGAGCAGUACCAGGAGCAGCCGGCUCACGUCCACAAGAUCGCCUACCAACAGAGGCUGCUGCAGGAGGACCUGGUGACCAUCAGGGCCCAGAUCUCCCGCGUCUCAACGGAAAUGGCGCGUGCGUGGGAGGAGUACAACAGGCUGGAGCAGUCAGUGGAGCUGCUAAGGCUGGCACUUCAGGCACACAUGACCCACAACGACACGUCUCAGCAGGAAAAGGCUGAACUGAAGCGGGAACUGUGGAGGAUCGAGGACGUCAUGGGGGGUCUUAGCGCCAGCAAAGCCAACUACAAGAUAACUGUGGACUCUAUUCAGAAUCCAGCAGACAGGAGAUUAGUGCCUUCGGUGUCGGACCAGGCGGUGCCUUCGGGCGGCGCGGAGGUCCAGCCUCCUCCCCGCAGCUCCAUCACUUUGCCUCACAGCACCGUGCCAAAGUGGGCAGAGGACGACGCCCCGCCCAGGCCGCCGCUGCCUCGUCUCUAUGACUACGAGGAGACGCCCCCCGUGGUGCCUCCGCUCCCCAAGGAGGCCUCGGUCAUCCGCCACACAUCUGUGCGAGGGCUCAAACGGCAGUCAGACGAGAGGAAGCGAGACAGGGAAGGUGGCCAGUACAUUGCCAAUGGAGACUGUAAGGCUGAUUUGAGGUCAUACCUGAGCGAACCAGAGCUGUCAGGAAGCAGCCAGCCAGUCACAGCGUCUGAAGCCGACUACCAGUAUUACCCAAGCAAAGGUUUGUUAGGAACCACGUCUCGGCUGGACCAGUCCAACUCCAUCUCGUCCUACGUCACCUUGAGGAGGGCUCCCGGCAGCGCCGCACCAAAGGACCGACCCAAAAGCGCCUUUGAGCGCCUGUCGUCCCCCACGGAGGGCGGCCCGCCCCACAGCAGCCAAACCCGAGGCCGGAUGACCGCCGAGGAGCAGCUGGAGCGCAUGAAGCGCCACCAGAGGGCGCUUGUCCGCGAGCGCAAGAGGAACCUUAGCCACGGCGAGCGCUCCGGCGGCGCAGGCCCGGCAGCGUCGGGGUCUCAGCGCUCGUCGUCUGCGUCCUCCCGGCUGCCCUCCAGCCCCUCCGUGUUCGACUGGCAGCAGGAGCGACCUGGAGCUGAAGGUCAGAGCGAUGAAGGCCUGAACCUGGUCAGAGAGAGGGAGACCAGGGACUCUGACGAGUGGGUGUCGGUCACAGCCAGGCUCGUCCAGGAGGCUGACCUGGAGCCCCUCCACUACGACCUGGACAUCAGCCGGGAGCUGUCCAAACCGGACAAAGUUGUGAUCCCGGAGCGCUACGUCGAGUCGGACCCAGAGGAGCCGCUGAGCCCAGAGGAGCUGGAGGAACGCUGCCGGCGGGCCGAGCGCAUCAAGAACCUUCUCACCAGGUCCAGUGUCCAGAACAUCCAGCCAUCAGCAUCGCUGGAAUUCAGUGAGCUGGACUCGGCUAUGGAGGAGCAGGAGAGGAUCAUGAGCGUCUCCUACGCGCUGGCCUCAGAGGCUUCACGCAAGAGUAAACUGGUUGCAGGGACUGAGUGGCUGGAGAGCUGGUGAGCAGGCCCGGUCCAGCCAAAGCUGCUGCUCAGCACUGACCCACAGGACCGGCAGAGGGGACGCGCUGUAAAACAGAAGGAAACGCCGUGGAGAAGGAGCUCCACGCUUUUUCAUCAAAUUAACUUAUUCAGUCAUUAAAACAAAUAGUUUUUUUUAAAAAAAAUAAUAAUUUUAAUACACAUUUUUGAAGCUAUGUUUUUUAAUCACAGAUUUUUACAUAAUACGUUUUUAUUGCUUCUGCACUUACACUGCACAUUUUACAGAGAAUCAUAAAAUGACUAAACUUCCUUUUUGUGCGUUCUGGAUUUUCAAGAUAAAAGUCAGUCGGCGCGCUCGGAUUGCAGUGGGAAUGUUUAGGUGACCAGUUUGUUUGCCUGGUGGAUUGAGAUUCUUUUAUUUUUUGGGUUUGUUUUUUUUCUCAAUACUGUCUCAAAACUGUCAGAAUGUCAAAUAAUUUCAACACAUCAGAAAAACAUAAGAAUGUCAGGCUACUUAAAAUAAAUAAUGAGAUAAA